This is a messenger RNA of Fraxinus pennsylvanica, 693 nucleotides long. The record is from the annotation of a GenBank genome assembly. NCBI's taxonomy places the organism in Eukaryota, Viridiplantae, Streptophyta, Magnoliopsida, Lamiales, Oleaceae.
AUGGCAUCCACAACUCUCGCCCAAUCGCUCUCCAUUCUCAAUUCGCACACCUCCACCUCCAAGAAAAGCAUUGAGAAUGCGACGCUGUUUUCCUUUUCCCCGAAUCAAACCCUUAAUUUUUCCAGAUCCCGUAUUGUUUCCACCCAAUUUAAGAAGACCCACAAAUUGUUUAUUGCUGACUGUGUUUCCACUGGCAAUGAUAUCCCCUGUGCUGAAACCCCAAUUGAACUGAAGUACCCGGCAUUUCCUACGGUAAUGGACAUUGAGAAGAUUCGCAGAAUUUUGCCUCACCGAUUUCCAUUUUUGCUGGUAGAUAGAGUUGUUGAGUACAAUCAUGGGGUGUCCGCUGUGGCAAUAAAGAACAACGUGACUAUAAAUGAUAAUUUCUUUCCCGGGCAUUUUCCUGAGAGGCCAAUUAUGCCAGGCGUGCUCAUGGUCGAGGCAAUGGCUCAGGUUGGUGGCGUGGUUAUGCUACAACCAGAAGUGGGAGGCUCGAGGGAAAAUUUUUUCUUUGCUGGAAUUGACAAAGUAAGAUUCAGAAAGCCAGUCGUCGCAGGAGACACCCUAGUUAUGAGAAUGACACUUGUCAAGCUGCAGAAACGCUUUGGAAUAGCAAAGAUGGAAGGAAAAGCAUACGUUGGCGGGGAAGUGGUCUGCGAAGGUGAAUUUUUGAUGGCUAUGGGCAGUGAAUGA